Messenger RNA from Morone saxatilis (striped sea-bass), 4355 nucleotides. RefSeq names its product TLC domain containing 5a (gene tlcd5a). The transcript is spliced from 3 exons. The record is from RefSeq and is a predicted model, not a curated record. Bases 716 to 1444 code for a protein of 242 amino acids. Gene Ontology annotation, cellular component: membrane. NCBI's taxonomy places the organism in Eukaryota, Metazoa, Chordata, Actinopteri, Moronidae.
AAUCAGCAUUUGAAACCACUUGGUUACCAGGAUGCUCCAUAAUGUGAGGAAAAUAUCUGUGUAGUGGCCCAGUCUGUGGAGGUCAAGCACAGGCAAAACUGGAGCAGCCUUGCUUGUGGACACCUCGGCAGUGCUCCCCACCAGGGUUUCAACCCAGAUCACGCAGGUAGGAUGGUUCUCUGCAACCCUAACACCACCGUGCAGCCUCCUAUUACACAUGUUUGCAUGUAUUAUUAUUGUUAUGUAGUUCUUCCAUUUUGUCCCUCUGCUGGAGGAGAAAUCGUAUGUAAUUCCUGCUAUUGACCGCAAGGUGUCGCCACUGUUAAGAAAUGCAUGAGGCAACAUCCCAUCGCCUUAGGAAGACGUCAAGAAGGAUGGAAACGUGCUUUUUUUGGUUAAAUAUCUAAUACGCCUGCCAUAAUCUCUAAACUACGGCAUAGUAAGGGAUAAUAUAACCCAGGCUGAACCCUAACACAUGCUACAUUUGCAUGUACAGCGACUGAUAAGGUGGAGGGGAAAUGAAGGGAUGCUGAGGGAGGCUGUUGUGGUUGCUACCGGCGGAGCUAAAAUAAAGGACAACAAAUAGCAGCCUUCUUGUGUCUGCAAACAACCCCUGUACGCGUUAACAGUCCGCUUCAGAAACACCCCUAAACUGGACACACAACACACAGGAUGUAGCUAAACGAAGAGAGAUGUGCACCAUCAAGAAGAGAAGAUGGCACUGGUUGUGGUUGGUGCACUCCUGUCCCUGUCCUGCUGGGUCUCUCUCUACUUUAUCUUGUGCAACAUUAACCGGUCCAGGAGCUACGAGUGGAACUGUCGCCUCGUCACCCUGCUACACGGCAUCCUGGCAAUCUGCACCACAGCAUACAUAGGCUAUGUGGACGGACCCUGGCCUUUCACUUAUCCAGGUACUAAGAACACUCCUCUGCAGAUAAGCGCCAUGGUGCUAAGCCUGGGCUACUUCAUUUUUGAUAUGGCCUGGUGUGUGUACUUCCGCACAGAGGGACCCGUUAUGCUGGCCCACCACACAAUGAGCAUCCUGGGAAUCCUGUUGACCCUGUGGUUGGGGGAGUCUGGCAUCGAGGGCUGCGCUGUCCUCUUUGGCAGUGAAAUCACCAACCCCCUCCUGCAGGCACGCUGGUUCCUCAAACAGACGGGACAUUACGGGACAUGGCUGGGGAACGUUGUGGACGUCUUGUUUGUGCUGCUGUUUGUGGUGAUGCGAAUCUUUGUAGGAGGUACAAUGCUGUACUGUGAGCUGAUCUCCCCAAGACCCAGAUUCUUUAUCAAGUGUGGGGGAGUGGCCAUGUACGCUCUAUCCUGGGUGUUUAUGGUGGACAUUGUUCGAUUUGCCAUUCGGAAGAGCAAGAGCUGGCACAAGCCGCAGAGAGACCAACAGGAGACAGUGGCAGCUAAUGGCCAUGAAGGGAAGAAGGACUAAUCGGCUUGUAUCGCUCGAAAGGAAAUCGAUUCACAAUUUCACUUUGGACGUGCAAAGGAAAGUGCAACAGAAAUAAUUUGUUAAACUGAAAUUUUAAAAAAAAGGUAUUUCAAACUCAUAGUUUGCUAUGUCAAGAAGUAUCCUGUGGCAUCUGUCUGUAACGUCCAGCACCUGUGCAUUUUAAAAAAACUCUGUUUUUUUUAUGCAGUUAUUGCAGCUGAACACAUUUGUGUAAAAUGUGCAGUUAACAAACAACACAGAUGUAGUUUAUGUCACUGAAAACCAAAGCACUUUGUAUAAACACAUGACCAGAUGUUGCUUUCAGUUGCAGUGAACUAUGGCCUAGUCAUAUGUGGUGGUGGUGGAUGUUGCUUCGAAGGAAAGCUCAAUGUUAGGAAAUAAACUGUUUACAUGUCAUGCCCUAGGUCCUUGUGAAACAUUUUGGUUAUUAAAAAAGUAAGGAUUGGUUUUCCUUGUAAUCCUGUGGGGGUUUUUUAGCGCAUGUAAAACUUGCAGAUGUGAAAGGUAUACUCAGGGAGAUGAAGUCACAGAACAGAAAGUCGGGGUGAAUUCCAGAGAAAUGUGUGUGAUGUGUUUGAUUACUUUGUUUCAUAUAGUUUAUAGUAAUCCCUCUAAGGUUUUGCUUGCUGUCCUAUUCCAGACCCUGCCCAAAAAAACAUUUAUUGUUUAUUAUACGGCGUCAUGUGAAGGGAUUCAUGGGAAAGAACCUCUCAAUUACGUAGUUCUACACUGGUAAUGCUAUUUGGAUACUUAUGUAAACUAUAAAUAUCAUCAGAUGUUUGGUGUCAGAAUUUGUACUUUAUUUAGCAUUUUAAGUUGACUGUGAACGUACACCUGCAUGACUUACUUUAAUCUUUUUGACAAAAGUCAGACAAAAGAUCUGUACGCGGUCAUGAUAGCUCCGACUUCAUUGGAUUUAACAGUCAUUUUACAGUCUCACAGAGAUCUUAUCAAGUGUGACUUGACAAUUGAAUUUAGUUUAUUGUGAGCUAUCUGUACAGUGUUCUGCUCUUUUGUCUGACUUCUGUUUCCUUUUUUUUUAUCCAGAACCUUUAAACAUUUUUCAGAUGUAUGUGCUCUACACUCUGUUUGCCUGAAUCUUUGAGACGAACAUACUGUCAGGACCAAUCAGGUAGUCUCUGACUUGACUUGCAAUCAUGCAUGCAACCUCAACCCUUUUGUUUUGUUGCCCCUAAAGUUUUAGAUAUCUCUAUUAAAUCUUUACACAAGUCAGCUACACACACACAACUAUGGGCUGGGCAAUAGUUGUCAUUGAUCAGUUUUCAGUAGAAUCAUCAUGGCGAGAUGAUAUCAUCAUAUCACGUUGUUUUAAAAAGUUGUCCACUGUAAUAAUUCCAAACAUACUAACAUACAAAAACAGCUAUUUAAUUUAAGUGUGGGGUGUUCUGUAUGAGUUGUAGUAUUUUAUGUGUGUUUUUUUCCUACAGUUGCCACAAUGUGGUUAGAAAAAUAUUUAUCUGAUUAUUACGAUAUUGAUUUAAACCCUUUUGGCCAGACGCAACACACAAGUGCAUCAUGGGAUGAAGGCCGGUAACUUGAUAUGCGUGGAGAAUAUUACAAUUUUGCCUCCUCCAUGACUGGAUUUGUUUCUCGCUAAGAAAGUUACCAAACUACCAGCGCUCAUCUUUGCGCUCAGACUUUAUAUAUCAGAGUUCUUAUUAUAAUGACCACAUCCGGUUUGUUGUUUUAGUGCACGUUGGUCUCUGCAGUAGUGUUCUAAAACACUUUUCAUCCCUUUGUUUUCUGAUUUAUAUUUGAUUUAAUGUGUUGUUCUCAUAGGUCUGUUUACAUGGCUGCCACUGUUAAGAAUCAUGUGAGCAUCACCAUUAUAUCCAAGACAGUAAAACUCUAACUGGAGUGUGCCUUAGUUAUGUGAAUGUACUUCCAUAAUUUUUUGUUUGGUCUUUAUGUUGUGAUGUACUGUAAACCCUCCAACGUAAGCGUAGGAGUAAUGAAGAACUAUUUUCAGUUUGGGGUUUUAUGAUUCGCCUUUUGUGCGUGAAGUGAAAUAAAGAUGCGAUAGAUUGUUUGUAUGCUUAUGAAUAAAUUUCAAACAACAGAAUGUCAACUAAAACUAAACAAUAAGCUGCAUUUGCCUCAGUAAAUGCCAAAGACACUGUAGAUGUAUUAUUGGAGUGAGACUGUAGUUACCUACGCUGUCCACAUGAUGGUGUCAUAUCAAAGAAUGAUCAGUUAAGAAACACAUGAAGACAUUAAAAGGCAAAACACCUUUACAGAUUUCUCAAGUGAAAAUAGUGUCACAUUAUACUUUUGGUUAAGCAAAAGUUUAACUAAAAGACAGUUUUACUUUUUGUUAUCCUUUUUUAGCAGAAAUUCAACAGUUUUAAUGAUGUUUUCAUGUGUUGGAGCACACAAAGUUUACAAUGGUCUGUGAUAUUGUAUGUAAUACCCAGUGUAUUAGAUGUAUUGUAGUAUUGUUGUCAGCUGACACGUAACUAAUGACAACACAGUAAGGAUAAUCAUAUACAGUGUACUACUUCAUACAUUAAUAUGUGACAGGAUAACAACAAACAAACAAAAUAGAUCAAAAGAAGAUUGUGAUAGAAGAAUAACUGUAACAUUGUUUCAUUCAUAUACACAAACACUGUCUGUUUAAAUUAAAUAGGAUUUGGACAGAUUCAUUGUGGUGGUGCACAAAAUGGCCUUUUGAACACCCACUACUAACCGUAUCCUACAUUAUAACAUUGGUGAUGCUGGGAUCUUAAGUGCAUUUUUAAAACAACAUACUUAAUAGACGACUAAUGGAAUCAAUGAAUAUUGAUUGCACUGAAUGUGGAUAUUGGUAUUGAAAUACACUGACUCUGCAUUAGUUUGUAGAUGGACUUUUAAACUAAAUAAAUACUGAGAU